AUGAUGCCUCUCUUUCCCUCUUUGCUCUCCUUUUCACCACCUCUCUGUCCUCUCCUGCUUCGGCCUUCAACCCUCGUGUCUCUUUUUCCCACCUCAAUGUCCUCUCUUCCUGCUGCUGCCUUCAACCCCCGUGUCUCCCUUUUCCCCACCUCGUCCAACCUCCUUCCUGCUUACCUCCCCUUACCCCCGUUCUCCCCUCCACGCACGCACGAGUGCAUGGAACAGGAGGGCGAGCAGGGCCGCAUGCCUGUCACUAUAAUGAGUCUGCUUGUACCGGAGCACAACGAGCCACAACAGCAGCAGGCAGAAGGGCAUGGGAGGAGGGCGGCAGUGAUUCUGCUACACAGCACGGGCAAGAGCAAGGAGGCGCUGCUGGAGCGGCAGAAGGAGCUGGCGAGUCUCAAUCUCAUCGCCAUCACAUGUGACCUGCGCUACCAUGGCGCUCGUGCCUCCUCUCCUGCUGCAUACUCCGAUGCAUUGGUCAGGGCGUGGAGGACAGGCCAAGAGAUGCCGUUCCUCUUCGAUCCGGUGUGGGAUGUGCUACGCCUGCUGGAUUAUCUCACAGCGGUCCACACUGACUCUAUCCACCCCUCUUGCAUUGGCAUCACGGGCGUCUCCCUUGGCGGCAUGGUGGCAUGGCUGGCUGCUUCAGCAGACCCUCGGAUAGCAGCGGCUGCUCCCAUGAUAGGCGUGCAGGUGGGUGGGGAGUGCCGCCACAGCACUCCUCCAGAUAGCAGCGGCUGCUCCCAUGAUAGGCGUGUAGGUGGGCGGGGAGGAGAGGCGUGUAGUUGGGUGGGAAGUGGGAGUGCAGGGGAGGGGAGUGGGGAGUACAGGGGAGUAGGGAGUGCAGGGGAGUGGGUAGUGCAGGGGAGUGGGGAGUGCAGGGGAGUGGGGAGUGCAGGGGAGUGGGGAGUGCAGGGGAGUGGGGGAGUGCAGGGGAGUGGGGAGUGCAGGGGAGUGGAGUGGGUGGAGAGAGGCAUUAACGCUUAG
This is a messenger RNA of Closterium sp. Naga37s-1, 990 nucleotides long. The record is from the annotation of a GenBank genome assembly. Lineage: Eukaryota; Viridiplantae; Streptophyta; Zygnematophyceae; Desmidiales; Closteriaceae.